CAAGCCGACCUCGCGAUCACCAUGGCUGGGCGCGACCUGCCCUCGCUCGCCCUCUGGCUGCUGCCGGCGCUGCUCGGGGCGUGCGUGGGCGCCGCCGGCCUGCACUUCAGAGAAGGGCAGAGCUGCUACAAGCCGCUUCCGCGCAAGCCCGCCGGCGUCCGAACCUACCCUCGUCCCCAUGAAUAUUUGGAUAUCUCUGAGCUGCCCAAGAGCUGGGACUGGAGAAACAGAGGUGGAAUUAAUUAUGCGAGCACCACUCGAAACCAGCACAUCCCCCAGUAUUGUGGAUCCUGCUGGGCUCAUGGUAGCACCAGUUCCCUAGCAGAUCGCAUUAAUAUCAAGAAGAAAGGUGCCUGGCCUUCGGCAUAUCUCUCUGUUCAAAAUGUCAUUGACUGUGCCAAUGCUGGAUCUUGCGAAGGAGGUGACGACAGUGGAGUGUGGGAAUAUGCUCAUGAACACGGCAUCCCAGACGAAACAUGCAACAAUUAUCAAGCUAAAGACCAAGCAUGCCAGAAGUUUAACCAGUGUGGAACAUGUGUUACCUUUGGGGAAUGCCAUGUGAUAAAAAACUACACUCACUGGAAAGUUGGAGAUUAUGGAACUGUCAGUGGCCGAGAAAAGAUGAUGGCGGAAAUCUAUGCAAAUGGACCAAUCAGCUGUGGGAUCAUGGCCACCCCAGGCCUGGACAGCUACACUGGAGGACUUUACACUGAAUACCACCCUUCAGCUGUCAUCAACCACAUUGUCUCUGUUGCUGGUUGGGGCGUGGAAGAUGGAACUGAAUACUGGAUUGUCCGAAACUCUUGGGGCGAGCCGUGGGGUGAACGAGGAUGGCUGCGCAUUGUGACAAGUACAUAUAAAGGUGGGAGAGGAGCAGACUAUAACUUGGGUGUUGAAGAACGGUGUACAUAUGGAGACCCAAUUCUUCCUUGAAACGGUGCUGUUUGGAGUGCAAUAACUUUUUCUGCCAGUUUCUUUUAUUUUUGAAGGG
Candoia aspera is the source of this 991-nucleotide messenger RNA. RefSeq names its product cathepsin Z-like. Gene Ontology annotation, cellular component: lysosome. Bases 22 to 933 code for a protein of 303 amino acids. Gene Ontology annotation, molecular function: cysteine-type endopeptidase activity. The record is from RefSeq and is a predicted model, not a curated record. Lineage: Eukaryota; Metazoa; Chordata; Lepidosauria; Squamata; Candoiidae. The transcript is spliced from 6 exons.